AUAAUAUCAGUUACGUCUUACGUGUACACACUGAACAACGAUAGCGUUUAGUGCAUAGCCGAGAAAGUCUCUCUCACGACACAACUGUUAUUUUGGAUUGUAACUGCAUUUACCAGUUGUACCAAAACCUGUGUCGAAGACGAUCUAAAUCCGAACAGAAAAAGAUAUUCAUUUUUCCAAUCCGCACAUAGAAUUUCGCUCAAAAUGUCAGAUAUGAACGAACUUAGGAAGGUCUUUGAAGAGACGCAAGUGCAAAUGAUGCAAGACCAGCAGAAGAUUCGAUAUGUGGAGAGCCACAUGGAGGUUAAACAACGUAACAUUCGGAAGACACAAUUAACGGCACAAGAACUAACCAGCAUGCACAAAGACACAAAGUGCUACACGGCCGUGGGACGACUGUUCAUCAAUCAAGACACAAAAACCAUCACUGACGGGCUCAAGGAGCAAGAGCUGGUACAUCAAACAGAGCGAAAAAAUCUAGAGCAACAAAAAAAAUAUCUGGAGAAGUCAUUGAAGGAGAAAGAAUACGCGAUGAAUGAAUUACUUAUGCAGCGGGCGAGGAUGCAGGCUGGCCAGUAAAUUUAUUAGUAGCGCACAUGAACGAAAUAAAAUGUACAUAUCUUCUUGAA
This is a messenger RNA of Sphaeroforma arctica JP610, 629 nucleotides long. RefSeq lists its product as hypothetical. Gene Ontology annotation, biological process: protein folding. Gene Ontology annotation, cellular component: cytoplasm; prefoldin complex. The coding region runs from base 205 to 579 and encodes 124 amino acids. The transcript is spliced from 4 exons. The record is from RefSeq and is a predicted model, not a curated record. Gene Ontology annotation, molecular function: protein folding chaperone. NCBI's taxonomy places the organism in Eukaryota, Ichthyosporea, Ichthyophonida.